This is a messenger RNA of Brienomyrus brachyistius, 1535 nucleotides long. It is a transcript of the gene lcmt1, whose product is annotated as leucine carboxyl methyltransferase 1. Gene Ontology annotation, cellular component: cytosol. The record is from RefSeq and is a predicted model, not a curated record. Bases 311 to 1288 code for a protein of 325 amino acids. Gene Ontology annotation, molecular function: protein C-terminal leucine carboxyl O-methyltransferase activity. The transcript is spliced from 11 exons. NCBI's taxonomy places the organism in Eukaryota, Metazoa, Chordata, Actinopteri, Osteoglossiformes, Mormyridae. Gene Ontology annotation, biological process: C-terminal protein methylation.
CCGGAAGCGGAAGUUGGUAAACCCAGUAGCUACAGUAUCAUAUGUUGCAAGUGUAAUAUAAUUCGUUGCUAAUGCGAAAUGUGAUUUUGAAUGAGAACUUCUUUUAUAUCAUAUAGAUAUAAUUAGUUUAUUCCGUAGAACUUAAUUAAAAUGAUAAAAAAAUAAAGUCGAACAUUUGACCAGUAACUGAGUAUUUUUUCCUUAUUUAACUGGGACGUAACCUAGAUUACUAACCUGGUUACAUAUGCCAUAUCAGUACCGGUAUAGCAGUUUAUUUGUAAACAACGUUUUGUGUCUUAUGUAAAAGACAAUGGCAGCCCGACAGCCUUUUACAGACUCUGAUACUGCCGACGAAGCAGUGAGAGCGACUUGUGACGAUGCAUCAAUUUGUAAAAGGUUUGCCACCAGUAAAGGUUAUUGGAAGGACCCAUAUAUCCAGUACUUUGUCAGGCAGAUCGGUGAACGAAAGGCUCCGGAAAUCAACAGAGGAUACUAUGCUCGUGUGCAGGGGAUGAAUUUCCUCCUAGAUGCUUUUCUCAGAAAAACUGCGUGUGACUGUCAGGUUGUUAAUUUUGGCGCUGGACUGGACACUACAUUUUGGCGGUUGAAGGAUGAAAGCCUCUUGCCUAAAAAGUAUUUUGAGGUUGACUUUCCCAUGGUUGUUGCAAGGAAGAUACAUAACAUAAAGACUAAAGCUCCUUUGUCCAAACCUAUAAUCGAAACCCACUCCACGGAUACCCUUUUAAUCGACGGCCACAGCCUGGACUCUGACAGAUAUUGUAUUAUCGGAGCGGAUCUCAGAGACCUUGCAGGUGUCAAUGACAAGCUUAGGAAGUUUCAGCUAAACCCUGAGCUGCCUGCAUUAUUCCUGUCCGAGUGUGUGCUGGUAUACAUGAAUCCUGAGCAGUCGUCUAAGCUGGUGCACUGGGCUUCGGACACCUUUCACACGGCCAUGUUCAUAAACUACGAGCAGGUGGACAUGGCCGACCGAUUUGGGCAGGUGAUGAUUGAAAACCUGCAGAGACGCCACUGUAACUUAGCAGGAGUGGAAGCCUGCCGCUCCCUGGAGUCACAGAAAGGGCGUUUCCUGGCAGCGGGCUGGGAGGCUGCUGACGCCCUGGACAUGAUGACCGUAUACGGCAUGCUGCCCCAGGAGGACGUGGCCAGGAUCGAGCGACUGGAAUUCCUGGAUGAAAAGGAACUGCUUCAGCAGCUCCUGCAGCACUACUGUAUCUGCUGGGCCAUCAAAGAUAAACUUAAACUAGGCCUUUCACAGGUUGCGUUUUAAUGGACGGAAGAGUCGCCCUUUUCCAAAACCUGACAAUGCUCUGUUGUGCCAAACACCACAAAAUUCAGAAGCCCUGGAAAGAAGGAAUCCAUCCUCACCUUCAGACUAUUAUUGUUUUGUUUCAGGACUUCUGGGUCCAAUAAAUAAUGCUGAAACUUCAACACAAAACUGAUGUGUUUUUAUUGCAUCCAACAUGCACUGACUGCUUGUCUAUUAAGUUUAAAAAAAUAAAAAAUUAUUACAGUAA